Molecule: messenger RNA, 2728 nt
Organism: Melanotaenia boesemani (Boeseman's rainbowfish)
Lineage: Eukaryota; Metazoa; Chordata; Actinopteri; Atheriniformes; Melanotaeniidae
Gene: slc1a7a
Product: solute carrier family 1 member 7a
Exons: 11
Coding region: 1-1740 (579 amino acids)
Biological process (GO): L-glutamate transmembrane transport
Cellular component (GO): plasma membrane
Molecular function (GO): neutral L-amino acid transmembrane transporter activity; glutamate:sodium symporter activity; L-glutamate transmembrane transporter activity
Source: RefSeq, a predicted model, not a curated record
AUGGCGGUGGCUCUGGAAGAAGUGUGGGGUCGAGUGAAGAAUGUCUGUAAGCAGAACGGAUUGCUCAUCCUGUCUGUGCUGGCCGUGGUCAUUGGCUGUCUGCUGGGCUUCUUCCUCAGAGGCAAGCAGCUCUCCGAGCAGGAGGUGAAGUACUUCCAGUUUCCUGGAGAGCUGCUGAUGAGGAUGCUGAAGAUGCUGAUUUUGCCACUUGUCGUAUCCAGUCUGAUGUCUGGUCUGGCAGCCCUGGAUGCCAAAUGCUCAAGUCGACUGGGCAUCAUGACCAUUUCUUACUAUCUGUGGACCACCUUUGUUGCGGUGGUUGUGGGCAUCCUUAUGGUGUACAUCAUCCACCCAGGUGGAGCUGCCCAGAAGGAGGACUCCGAGGAGAGCAAGAAACCAAUGACCAGCUCUGCUGACGCACUUCUGGACCUCAUUCGCAACAUGUUUCCAGCUAACUUGGUUCAAGCUACAUUUCAACAGUAUCGAACGCAGAGAGUCGCAGAACUUAUUCCCAAACCAACCGUGGCGCAGCUCCUGGAUGAAACCACAACACGCAGGGUCUACAUCUACGGCAUCCAGGAUGACAACGGCACAGACGUGCAGAACUUCUCCUUGGAUCUGACGCCGCCUCCUGACGUCAUCGUGAAAACGUCACCUGGUACCAGUGAAGGCAUGAACGUGCUGGGGAUUGUUAUUUUCUCUGCAACUAUGGGGAUAAUGCUGGGAAGAAUGGGACCGAAUGGCAGUGCUUUGGUGAACUUCUGCCAGAGUUUAAACGAAGCAGUCUUGAAGAUUGUUGCCAUUGUCAUUUGGUAUUUUCCCUUUGGUAUUGUGUUCCUGGUUGCUGGGAAGAUCUUAGAAAUGGAUGACCCUUCAGCCAUGGGGAAGAAGUUGGGUUUUUAUGCCAUCACUGUGGUAAUGGGCUUAGUGCUGCAUGGUCUAUUCAUCCUCCCAGCUAUGUACUUCUUCAUAACUAAGAAGAGUCCCAUAGUUUACAUCAGAGGCAUCCUGCAGGCGCUGCUCAUCUCCCUGGCCACCUCAUCCAGUUCUGCUACUCUGCCUAUCACCUUUAAGUGCCUCCUUGAGAACAACCACAUCGACAGACGGAUCAUCCGCUUUGUGCUGCCGGUUGGCGCCACCAUCAACAUGGACGGUACAGCUCUCUAUGAGGCAGUGGCAGCCAUCUUUAUUGCCCAAGUGAAUAAUUAUGAACUUGACUUUGGGCAAAUUAUCACCAUCAGCAUCACUGCUACGGCAGCCAGCAUCGGUGCUGCUGGAAUUCCACAGGCUGGACUUGUUACCAUGGUGAUUGUGCUAACUUCUGUGGGGCUGCCGACUGAUGACAUCACUCUCAUCAUUGCUGUUGAUUGGGCCUUGGAUCGGUUCAGGACCAUGGUCAAUGUGAUGGGCGACGCUCUGGCCACGGGAAUCAUGGCUCACAUCUGCAGAAAAGAUUUUGUUAAAGAAGGAGAGCAGGUGCCUCUGAUAUGUGAAACCAAACCCAUGAUAAGCAUCCAGCAGAUGAUGACGUACCAGAACCAGAAGAACGGCUGCUACCAGCCUCCACCGGGCAGCAAGCAGGACCACGUUUCCCCAGAUGUGGCUCGCCUGAUCCAGCUAGAAGAGGGGAUUCGGCCGGUAGAGAAGAAGAAGCACGCUCACGGCGUCCAUCACAAGAGAGAGCACAGGGACAAGGACCACUGUUCUGUUGACAUGAAUGGGCUGGAGACAAAUGUAUAGAAGUAUUUGCCCGAGUAAUUGUUACUGAUACACCCAAAGCUGCAGAACCGGGAGGAGAGGAAAAUGCAUCAAAGAGCCAAGGUGACUGCUUUCAGUUCACAUGCUUUUCUCCCCCAAGAAGGACAGCGGCUCACCAUGGAUGUAUGCAGAGAGAGAGAGAGAGAGAGAGAGAAAGACAACUAUCUUUUUUCUACAUUAUCUAUGUGAUGACCCACUUUUGAUUGUUUCUGUUUGUGUGUACAUAUUUAUCAGAGAUGUAUUAUUUGGUAGCAGCAGCGACAGCCUGCUGCUGUGACUGACAUUUAAAACCAAGAAUGGAUCCUGUGCAAGAUUUACUAACAUCAGAUCUUUGAGACACCACAUUUCAAAGGAAGAGAGCUGGUGAAUACAGUCGCUUAUAUCAAUCAUAAAAGAUAGAUCAAAUUGAAAAGAUGGAACUCAGUUUACUGAUGUGCAAAAAUUGUGUCUGAAGAUAUUUUGUUUGGCAAUUAGACUCCAAUGCUUCAUGUGGGUGGAGGGAUGGCAUGAACAAGGGAAGAGGAUAGGACUGGACAACCUGUUGAGCCUCUGUGAGUGUUUUGGAUGAGCAGAGACAGGAGGUGGCAGGUACUUCUGGUAUCAAGAAAAGAUGGAGAUGGACUGUUGUGUAUCCAGAAUGAGGAGUUUUGAAGAAUGGGAAUCUGAUUAUCUUUAACAGUAGCAGACAAGAAGAGGAAUGAACCUAAAUUGUAUUUAGUGAAUUAGGAAUUAUGAACAUUUUGUGGGAAAACUGAAGUGACAAAGAGUAGCAGGAAAAACCCAAACACCUGGAAAUGGCAACAGAUGAGAAGAAAGAGAUCUUCUUUACUGAACCCAAGAAUCUACUUCACAUGAACCAAAGUACAUCUUCUGUUUAUCUUCUUAUUUAUCACGAUGUGGAAUGUUUUAGCAUAAUAUUUGCAGAGGUUUAAUGCAAUUAUUUUGUCUGUGUUCUUUAUGAUUAACAUCA